AUGGCUUUGUCAAUAAGACUUUUAUGUAGAAAUCAACGUUAUCUGCAUAACAUAACCAAACCGGUACAAUGGAGUGUAAAAACGCAAUUUUCCUUAAGAACCUUAUCUAGUGGAAUUUGUUAUCAAAAUAGUAUUCUCCAGCAGCCUUUAUUUGAAAAAGACUUAAAGCUAUUAUGGACACCGCUGAGGCCUUGCUCCACACAAAGCAAUGAUGGGACAAAACCAUCUCAACCUGAUCAGGACAAGAAAUCUGGUCUAAUACAGCGAUUUAAGCAAAUGUAUAGAGAUUAUUGGUAUGUUCUAGUACCAGUUCAUAUGGCUACAUCAGCUGUUUGGUUUGGUGGAUUCUACUAUGCAGUCAGAAGUGGUGUUGAUGUAGUCAGCCUAUUAGAAUCACUUGGCGUAAGUGAAAAACUAAUGGAGCCACUGAAACAAUCAGGAGCUGGAUAUUUUGCCUUCACAUUUGCACUUUAUAAAGCAGCUACACCUCUAAGAUAUGCUGCAACUUUGGGUGGAACAACAUAUGCAAUUAAGAAAUUAACAACUAUUGGAUGGAUUAAACCAGUACCUUCUCGUGAAAGAAUUAAAGAGAUGCUACAGGAAAAAAAAGAUAAUAUUCAAGACAAAUUCAAUGAGAGCAAGCAACAUUAUCAAAUACAAAUUAAGGAAAAACAAACUCAUGUUAUUGAUGAAAUGCGAAGAUAUAAAACAGAAAUGCGUAAUAUGAAAAACAAGAUUAAGAAAAUGUAA
Messenger RNA from Pieris macdunnoughi, 750 nucleotides. The record is from the annotation of a GenBank genome assembly. Lineage: Eukaryota; Metazoa; Arthropoda; Insecta; Lepidoptera; Pieridae.